CCACGGAGCCACACAGCCAUCGGCCCGCACCCCGCCAGCACACGCCUCCCUCGCUCCUCACUCGCUCCAGCUGCACCUCGCCUCCGUGCUUCGCCUCUCCACUCUCUCGUCGCAGCAGAACAGCAGCGGCACCAUGGGCAUCAAAGUGGUGGUGAUGGUUCUGGCUCUCACUCUUCUCCUGAGCGUUGUCAUGGCACAACCUCUGCUCAACGAAGGUCAGGAAGGCGACAGCGGCCAACCAGACGUCGACUACACAACCGACCUUUUGGAAAGACUCCUCUCAAGGACUCAGAAGCAAGACGACUUGGCUGACCCAGUCCCCGUUAAGAGAUGGCGUUCCUGCAUCCGGCGCAUGGGGGCUUGCGACCACCGCCCCAACGACUGCUGCUACAACUCCUCCUGCCGCUGCAACCUCUGGGGGACCAACUGCAGGUGCCAGCGCAUGGGCCUCUUCCAGCAGUGGGGCAAAUAAGACGUGGGAGAGAAAAGCAAGAAAAUCCUGAGUUGCCGGACGAAAGGUGGCGACGCGUGGGACUCCGUGGCUCCACCUCAACCAUCCCCUCUCUACCCUGUACCUUGCCUCCCUGCUCCUUCCUUCUCCUCCUACUUCUCCCUUACUUAACGGCCUUUCUCCCUGGCCUGACGUCUUCCGCUUCGCUUUGCCAGGUCCUUCCAUCGCUGUCGGUUUCCUCCCUUGAGUAGGUGUUGUCCCUCUCCUGUUCCGAAAGGACGAAGACUAAAGAAAUGCAUACGAUAUAUCAAGUUUUCUCUUUCUGUGUUAAAUGUUAAACAUAUCCCAGAUGUAUAUAGUACAUAUAGUACUGAAGAAUAUCAUAUUUACAGAUUAUAGAUAUAUUAUAAAUAAAGGUGUACAAUUUACAUUGAAGAAAUCUUUUUCAUACUUGUAGUGUACAAACAUACACUUAAUGCAAAAGAACUUUUCAAAGAAUGUACAAUGUACAUUGAAUUACCAAAUACUAACAUGUAUGAUUUGAAUUACUCAACAAUGAAACAAACAAACAACAUCAUAAAGAAAAAAUUCUGGGAUCUUACACCCUCCCAUUAUCAUUUAAAUUCAACAUCAUUAUCAUUAUUCUUUGUUUCUAUUUGGCUAAUGAUCCGAAUUUCAUUUUAACCAAUAUUACCUUAAUUGUCUCACCUGUAGAGAGCUAGCAAUUAGACCUUGCUUCCAAUCUACACCUUUCUCUCCUCCAAACCUCCCCCCCCCUCCCAUCUCCCUGACCCUAUAGAUCUACAAAAGAAAAUAAAUUGAAAAAAAGAGAGAGAAAGAUUUUAAAAAAUACUUAAGUCACCCCACCUUCCGUUUUCUGUAACGGGGCUGGUCGAGGUUGGCCUAGCGUCUCAAACACCGACUUUCGUUGGGUAUCGUAUUUUAUGAUAGCCACUAAAUAUGUUAACCUUGCAUGUUCUUGGUUGUAUAUCGGAUAUAUGAGCUGUUUUCCGGUGUGGGUAUUCGUCCCUGGCCAGUCCCCUCCUCCAGCCACUUAAAUUAGCCGGUCACAAUACCCAUACCCCAAAGCCAGGCACUAAUUGGGUAUACUCCAGCCACAUACCCUAAUUAGGUCCUGGCUUGACAUAGCUAUCUGUAUCUUUUGAAAGUGAACAGAGUUUUAAAAGAGAGUAAUUAUCGAGUCAUAUGCUAUAUAUAAUAAAGUGUCUAUGUGUAUGAA
This is a messenger RNA of Penaeus chinensis, 1691 nucleotides long. Its product is annotated as U8-agatoxin-Ao1a-like. The transcript is spliced from 4 exons. Gene Ontology annotation, molecular function: ion channel inhibitor activity. The coding region runs from base 134 to 472 and encodes 112 amino acids. Lineage: Eukaryota; Metazoa; Arthropoda; Malacostraca; Decapoda; Penaeidae. The record is from RefSeq and is a predicted model, not a curated record. Gene Ontology annotation, cellular component: extracellular region.